AUGGUCAACCUAUGUCUAAUCCUGCUAAUAUUACUUCCAACAUCAAUUCAAUUCCUUGACUCAAAUUUUAAAGAAUGGAAAGAAAAUCUUUCGAUUGUUCUAGGAGUUAUAGAUCUCGACCUUGCGUUAAGGGUUGACUCUUCUGCACCAGUUACUAAUUUGAGUACCUCUGAUCAAAAGAGGGAGUUUGAAACGUGGGAGAGAUCAAAUCGCAUGUGUAUGAUGAUUAUCAAAAGGGUCAUUCCUAAAGGAUUUAGGGGUACAAUGUCUGAUGACAUAACUACAUCUAAAGCUUUCUUUACGGAUAUUGAAAAAAGGUUUGUCAAAAAUGAAAAUGUUGAAGUUGGUACAAUUUUGACGAUCUUAAUUUCAAUGAGAUAUAAAGAUAAUGGUAAUAUAAGGGAGUACAUAAUGGAAAUGUCUUAUCUGGUUUCAAAAGUAAAGACACUGAACUUGGAAAUUUCUGAGGAUCUAAUAGGUUUUGAUAUCUCUUUCUGCAAGUUUUAA
Messenger RNA from Amaranthus tricolor (Joseph's coat), 507 nucleotides. RefSeq lists its product as uncharacterized. The coding region runs from base 1 to 507 and encodes 168 amino acids. NCBI's taxonomy places the organism in Eukaryota, Viridiplantae, Streptophyta, Magnoliopsida, Caryophyllales, Amaranthaceae. The record is from RefSeq and is a predicted model, not a curated record. The transcript is spliced from 2 exons.